AGACGUGAUCAAUCAUAUAUUGGGUUCUGGACUUCUGGUACAAGUUGAUCCUUAACAAGCUCAUCAGACCGACCCCAAUUCCUCAAAAUUUCCAAACUCAUCAUCGCCUUUCUUCCUCUUUCCUCUUUCCUCUCUCCUCAAUUCCCACCUCCAGGUGGGCAGGACAAUGAGGUGUUAGUUUAUUUGAGUGAAAAUUUUGAUUGAGGGGAGAUAUGUAUCGAUCAAUGCCGACUGAACCCACUGGGGACGGGUCGCCUGCUGAUACCGGCGAUUCUGUGGUGACUUUGGAUCAAGUUCCUCGGUGGAGCGAUACUGAGGUUCGUUGGUCUUUGGAACGUGAUAAUGAAGACUCCAUUUUCCCUAGUGCUCAUUUCCCUGAUCCUCUUGCACCAGCUUCCACUUCAGAGAAUGGAAGUAAUGGGAUAGUGUCUAGAUUCCCGGUUGACCAUGAAAUUAACUCCAAGGUUUAUCUCUGGAGGGGGAACCCUUGGAAUAUUGAAGUACAUGCUGUUGUUAAUUCCACGAACGAGAAUAUGGAUGAAGCACAUAGCAGUCCCGGUUUACAUGCUGCUGCUGGUCCUGGCCUGGCUGAAGAAUGUGCUACACUGGGUGGAUGCAGAACUGGGAUGGCAAAGAUGACAAGUGCGUAUGACCUUCCGGCUAGGAAGGUUAUUCAUACUGUUGGCCCUAAGUAUGCAGUCAAAUAUCACACAGCUGCAGAGAAUGCCCUUAGUCAUUGUUAUCGGUCGUGCCUUGAGCUGCUUAUAGAAAAUGGGCUUCAGAGCAUAGCAAUGGGCUGUAUUUAUACAGAGUCAAAAAACUAUCCUCGUGAACCCGCAGCACAUGUGGCCAUUAGGACUGUAAGGCGAUUUCUUGAGAAACAAAAGGAAAAAAUUACUGCCAUAGUGUUUUGCACAACCACAUCAACGGAUACCGAGAUAUAUAAAAGAUUGCUUCCCCUCUAUUUUCCUCGUGAUAAACACGAAGAAGAAGUUGCUGUGUCAAAGCUUCCUGCUGAUGUUGGGGACGAGAAUGGUGAAACAGUUAUAGAUGAGCGUAAAAUCAGAAUAAAGCCACUUCCAAAUGCUAGGAUGACGGAGCCCAAACCUGCUCAAGCCUCAAAUGACCUUCCUCUCAGCGAGGUUGGGUUGGUUAGGAGGAAUUCAGCCUAUUUGGACACAUAUUUGGAUCCUGCAUUUAUGUCACUAAUUAAGGAUCCAGAUCAAAGACGCAAAGAACAGUGGGAAAAGGCAGCUCAAGCUCAAAGUGGAUGGAAUUGUGCGAAAAUGUUUGGAUAUGGUGAUCUUGGUGGCCCUCCACUGUCUCCUGCUGAAGAAUAUUCUCUCCAUUCAAGAUACCUUGCAAAAGGGAAUUCUACUAAUCUUUCCGAGAUUGCAGAGAUGAAAAUCGUAUAUCGUGGUGGGGUAGACAGUGAAGGGCGUCCGGUUAUGGUAGUAGUUGGAGCUCAUUUCUUAUUGCGGUGCCUUGAUCUUGAGCGUUUUAUUCAGUAUGUAGUGAAGGAGUUUGAGCCUAUAAGUCAGAAGCCAUAUUCUAUUGUCUACUUCCACUCUGCUGCCUCUUUACAACCUCAACCAGACUUGGGGUGGAUGAGAAGAUUACAGCAAAUUCUUGGUCGCAAACACCAACGUAAUCUGCAGGGAAUCUAUGUUCUACAUCCAACAUUUGGAUUGAAAGCGGCCAUUUUUGCCCUACAAAUGUUUGUGGAUAAUAUGGUCUGGAAGAAAGUGGUAUAUGUUGAUCGGCUACUACAGCUGUUCAGAUACGUCCCUCGUGAGCAGUUAACAAUCCCUGAUUUUGUAUUCCAGCACGAUCUUGAAGUGAACGGAGGAAAAGGUCUUAUUGUAGAUCCUAGAACCAAGUAUGUGUAUCAACGACCAUAGGCUGGAUAUCGGUGGCAUAUGCAGUAGGUUGCUGUGUAUUCUUUAUUUUCUUUUCUCUGAACCAAAAUCUGUUUGAAAUUAUCAUUCCUUUUUGUUUUUCUUUUUGGAUAGAAUAUAAUCAUCAGUGUUGUAUACUAGGUCUACAUUCUUUUUUUUUCUUUAUUUCUCUCUGUUUUCCUUGAUUUGUCUGUUCUAUGAUAACAAUAAUAAUUUUCUCAUUAUUAUUCAGUGUAUAUAUCUUGGUUUUGAUGUAAA
Molecule: messenger RNA, 2156 nt
Organism: Spinacia oleracea (spinach)
Lineage: Eukaryota; Viridiplantae; Streptophyta; Magnoliopsida; Caryophyllales; Amaranthaceae
Exons: 15
Coding region: 213-1901 (562 amino acids)
Source: RefSeq, a predicted model, not a curated record